Messenger RNA from Athalia rosae (coleseed sawfly), 2066 nucleotides. Its product is annotated as cyclin-L1. Gene Ontology annotation, molecular function: cyclin-dependent protein serine/threonine kinase regulator activity. Bases 549 to 1862 code for a protein of 437 amino acids. The transcript is spliced from 4 exons. The record is from RefSeq and is a predicted model, not a curated record. NCBI's taxonomy places the organism in Eukaryota, Metazoa, Arthropoda, Insecta, Hymenoptera, Athaliidae. Gene Ontology annotation, biological process: regulation of transcription by RNA polymerase II. Gene Ontology annotation, cellular component: nucleus.
CUGGAUUGUCAGCAGAUUCAUAUUGGAAAACAGUCGCUUAAAUAAUGACACCUACACCUACGUUUGUUGAGUUUAGAAUCUGAAUCUACUGACAAAUUAAUUCAUCAAUCAGACUGUUCAAUCUAUCACUAAUUAUGGGAAUUUGUGAUCAUAUGACGUAACACUGUGUCAUUGGGGAUGGCGCUAUCUCAACAGCGCUGUUUUUUGGAAUUCAAAUGAACUAAAAUCACAAAAAUCGCCAACAAUGACGCUUGGUGAGCCGCCAUUUUGUCGUGCAUUACAGUCCAUUAGCCCAUGCCAUCGUAUUGAAUAGUACACAAAAUUUUUGUUAAUAAUUUAGAGUUUGUACCAAGUGAAUUAAAAACGAGUUGGAAGAUCAUUACGCAUUUAUAUAACGAACUGUUAACUUUUGUUGUUCAAAAGUCAGUCUUUAAGUUAGCUCAUAUUAACGGAUUGCCAAAUCGUUUCGGAUACGUCGUUGAUAGACACGUUUCGCUAUCUCUUCUUCCCUGUCGUACAAAGUAAGAGUGACAAAUAUCGAAUUAUUAAUGAUGGGGACACAAAAAGAAAAAGAUAAAGACAAGGACAAGGAAAAAGAAAAAGAAAAAGAAAAAGAAAAGGAAAAUUCUACGGUGACGGCUACGGGAAAACAAGCUACCCCCGCAAAUUUGAAAUCUUAUGGAAAAAUAGUGCUCACUCUUCAAAAUUGCCUUUUACCUGAAGAGAAACUUAACUCAACUCCAUCGAAUUCCGAUGGAUUGGAUACAGAAACAGAAAUCGAUCUACGUAUCCUGGGAUGUGAGCUGAUACAAACUGCUGGAAUUCUAUUAAAAUUGCCCCAGGUUGCAAUGGCCACGGGGCAAGUGAUAUUCCAGCGAUUCUAUUACAGUAAAUCUCUCGUGAGGCAUAACAUGGAAACAACGGCUAUGGGAUGUGUCUGUCUUGCCAGCAAAAUCGAAGAAGCUCCUAGGCGUAUUAGGGAUGUCAUUAAUGUUUUCAAUCACAUCAAACAGGUUUCUGGGCAAAAAACAAUUCAGCCUGUGAUACUCGACCAGAAUUAUGUGACAUUGAAGAACCAGGUGAUCAAGGCAGAAAGACGUGUGCUGAAGGAACUUGGAUUUUGUGUGCACGUCAAACACCCGCACAAGAUAAUUGUAAUGUAUCUUCAAGUGUUGGGUUACGAAAAAAAUCGAGCACUAAUGCAGCAGUGCUGGAAUUACAUGAAUGAUUCCUUACGCUCUGACGUUUUCUUGAGGCACCAACCAGAAACCGUGGCUUGCGCUUGCGUCUACCUCGGUGCUAGGCAGCUUCAAUUACCUCUGCCUUCGUCGCCUGCCUGGUUUCGAUUAUUCAAAGUUAGCGAAUCUUCGAUCAGGGACGUUUGCAGGAGAGUUUUACGCCUCUACGCUAGACCAAGUGUCAGCGCAGAGCAACUAGAGAAACGAGUCGAUGAGCUUAGAAGACGAUACGAAGAAGCGAGGGUCAAAGCCAGAGGUGGAGAAGCUGACGGUCACACUCCCAGCCCACCCCUACCAAAGCACCACAACGCUUGGGGUGGAUUCAUUAGUCGCAGUGGGACACAUGCCCCACCAGAAAGAGCAAAAUCGCCUAGACGGUCUAGAUCAACCAGCCUCUCGCCAUCCAGGACUGACGGUGCGAAACAUGUGAAACGAAAGAAGCAUUCUAGCAGAAGUAGAUCGCGGAGUCCCAGCCGCAGCAGAUCGCGUAAGCCGAAAAAGACCCAGCGUCGACGAUCUGGAAGUCACAAAUCGUCGAGGAGCUAUUACAGGUCACGAAGUCGAUCGAGGGAUAGAGAUCCAGAUAAAACUGGAAAACACCGUAACAAGCACAGACGCCACUGAUCUGGGAAUUAAUUAUCAUUAUUAUUUUCUUCAUUUUGUUAUUUGAAAUCGAAGGGUUCGUCCCGCCUCCGAUACUCAACGAUAACGAUGGAUUGUUUACCCAGGCAAUCGGUCAUAUUACGUAAUCGUCAAACGCAGUUCAUUGACAAAUAAUAAAUGUAUUUUAUUAAACAACCAUAAAAUAAAAGUUAUAUUUCAAACGAA